AUGUGUGGGCUUCUACUCACAUUUGGCUUCUUAGCCGUUGCUACUGCGACAAUAGACCCAGACUGUACGGACGGUCUGUACAUGAUUGUUGCCAGAGGCAGUGAAGAGCAAGCAGCUGCCAGUAAGAAUGGUCUCUUCCCUGCGAACUCCGGGAGCCCUGGGUAUCUGGCACAGCUUAUUGCAGCGCGGAUCAAAGACUCCAAGGUCGUGGGAGUGGAAUACCCUGCAACGCUUGAUGACUACAUCCCGUCAGAGAAUGAGGGGGCAAAUGUUAUGCUGCGGCUGGCAAAUGAGUACCACGCGCCCUGCCCGGAUUCAAAAAUGGCCCUCUUAGGCUACUCGCAGAUCUGUCGAGAAUACGCUCAAGCUGACGCAUCCUUAGUUAUUGCGGCGGUCUUGUUUGGCGACCCAACGCACAUUGCCAACACAACCUAUAAUCGUGGCACAAGCGUUCACAAUAGAAUACUUGCGCGAACGAACAACACCGUGUGUAGGGAGUACAGUGACCGCAUGGCAUCAUGGUGCGAUAAAGGUGACGAGUUUUGCGAUGCAGGCCAUGUCGAUGGGGUUCAUGAACUCUACCUUCAAAGAUACAACAGUACCAUGGUUAAGUAUGUGGUUGAAAGAUGGCGUUGA
Molecule: messenger RNA, 636 nt
Organism: Penicillium hordei
Lineage: Eukaryota; Fungi; Ascomycota; Eurotiomycetes; Eurotiales; Aspergillaceae
Exons: 3
Coding region: 1-636 (211 amino acids)
Molecular function (GO): hydrolase activity
Source: RefSeq, a predicted model, not a curated record